This is a messenger RNA of Helianthus annuus (common sunflower), 1515 nucleotides long. Its product is annotated as protein EARLY-RESPONSIVE TO DEHYDRATION 7, chloroplastic. The transcript is spliced from 4 exons. Lineage: Eukaryota; Viridiplantae; Streptophyta; Magnoliopsida; Asterales; Asteraceae. Bases 90 to 1343 code for a protein of 417 amino acids. Gene Ontology annotation, cellular component: plasma membrane. The record is from RefSeq and is a predicted model, not a curated record.
ACUCGUCAACUUGAUUUCCAUCCCUUCAUUUCCAAGUUACAUAAUCUUUACAAACAAAAUCCAAACUCUAAAUCCUCAAUCAGAUCAAAAUGGAAUCACAAAACCCUCCUAGAAAUCAAAACCUCUAUCCAGAAAUCAUCCAAUCAAACCCAUCAUAUUCAUCUUACCCUACACCUUCAGCUCCAUCUCUGUACCCCUCUCUCGAUUACACAGAUCUACACCAAGAUCUCUUCAUCGAUCCACAUUCACAGACACCAAUCCAAUCAUCCGAAGAAAUAAUACUCAAAAUCCCUAACUCAAUCAUCCACUUAAUCGACAAACAACAGAGCAUCGAACUCGCUUCCGGCGUAUUAGAAAUAGUCCGUCUCCGUCAAGGUAACGCCGUCGUCGCCGUUCUCGCUCGAAUCGACGACUUUAUCCAAUGGCCGUUAACGAAAGACUCAGCCGCCGUGAAGUUAGACGGAUCACAUUACUUUUUCACGCUCCGUCUUCCGUCGGAUUCGGACUCGGGUUUCGGAUCGGAUAAUUUGUUAAACUACGGGCUGACAGUCACGGGGCAGGGUUUGGGGGAGGUUUUGGGGGAGUUUGAUAGGGUUUUGGAUGAGUGUAGUGCGUUUUCGGUGAAACAGGUGGAGAAGAAUGUGGUGGUGGAGAAUGGUGGUGGUAAGGUGGAGGAGAAAGCGGCUGCGGUGGGGUAUUGGACGACGUUGGCGCCGAAUGUGGAGGAGUAUAGCGGUUCGGUAGCGCGGAUGAUUGCGGCGGGGUCGGGGCAGUUGAUAAGGGGGAUAAUGUGGUGUGGGGAUGUGACUGUGGAGAGGUUGAAGUGGGGGAAUGAGGUUAUGAAGAAGAGGAGUAAACCUGGGGUCAAGGCUGAGGUUAGUCCUCAAGCUUUGAAGAGAAUGAAGAGGGUUAAGAGAUUGACAAAGAUGUCAGAGGGUAUGGCGACCGGUGUACUUUCUGGUGUUGUGAAGGUAUCUGGAGUUGUUACGGGCUCUAUUGUCAACUCGAAACCCGGCAAGAAGUUCUUCAACCUUCUCCCUGGUGAAAUAGUUCUUGCAUCUUUGGAUGGAUUCAACAAAGUAUGUGACGCCAUUGAAGUGGCCGGGAAAAACGUGAUGUCGACAACCUCAACCGUUACGACGGACUAUGUUUCACACAAGCAUGGUGAAGAUGCUGCAAAAUUGAAUCACGAAAAGAUGAGCGCAGUCGGGCAUGCGGUAGGGACUGCCUGGGCGGUUUUCAAGAUAGGAAAAGCUUUGAAUCCAAAGAGUGCAAUCAAACCUACAACUCUUGUGAAAGCCGCAGCGUCGAAAGCGUCAAAAUCCUCUAAAUCCAAAUCAUAAAACAUGUUUCUGUGUUAAAUGAUUGUGUGAAUAGUCCUUCAUUAAUUAUUUGUGCUGUGCAUGACUGGAUGCUAUAUAUGUAUGUCUUGAUACAAAAAAAAAAAAAAAAAAAAACGAACUUGUGAUUAAUGAUUUGUAAUAUCAAGAUUCAUCAUGAAGUUUCUUUACAUUA